Molecule: messenger RNA, 498 nt
Organism: Gryllus bimaculatus (two-spotted cricket)
Lineage: Eukaryota; Metazoa; Arthropoda; Insecta; Orthoptera; Gryllidae
Source: the annotation of a GenBank genome assembly
AUGAGCCUUCCGCGAGUAUUUUUCGAUAUCAGCGCCAAUGGAGAGCCUAUGGGAAGAAUUAUAAUGGAGUUGCGAUCAGAUGUAGUACCCAAGACUGCAGAAAACUUCCGAGCUUUAUGCACUGGAGAAAAGGGAUAUGGCUACAAGGGCAGCAGUUUUCAUCGAAUUCUUCCAGAUUUUAUAUGCCAAGGGGGAGAUUUUACAAAUCACGACGGCACUGGUGGAAAAUCCAUUUACGGAAACAAAUUCGAGGAUGAGAAUUUUAUUUUGGCGCAUACCGGCCCAGGUGUCUUAUCUAUGGCCUGUUUCGCACCGCAUGCUAACGACAGCCAGUUUUUCAUUACAACUGCCAAAACAAGUGUGCUUGACAAUCACCACGUUGUGUUUGGUAAUGUUGUUGUUGGCAUGGAUGUUGUGUUUAAAAUGGAGUCAUUUGGAUCCGACAAUGGCAAACCUUCUAAGAAAGUGAUAAUUACUAAUUGCGGUCAACUCGCUUAA